Hyaloscypha bicolor E is the source of this 1449-nucleotide messenger RNA. RefSeq lists its product as uncharacterized. The transcript is spliced from 3 exons. NCBI's taxonomy places the organism in Eukaryota, Fungi, Ascomycota, Leotiomycetes, Helotiales, Hyaloscyphaceae. The record is from RefSeq and is a predicted model, not a curated record. The coding region runs from base 1 to 1449 and encodes 482 amino acids.
AUGGCGACCUCAACUAACGCUAGCCAAGACCCCUGGGAGCUCGCGAAGGCGCGCUUUCUCGAAGACCUUGAACCUCAAGAGAAAGAACUCUUCAUCAAUGCCACACUCGAGAACAUAUACUAUUCGACGAGCAACAUCAAUCGAGAGGAUGGGGAGAAGAGCAAGACACGCGGGGUGGUCAGGAAGCUGGGCCCGCUGGUCUCAGCAAUCGAGAGCUAUGGAGGUGUUGGGGAUGCCCUUGCGCAGAUCUCCCCUCAGUACCUAUCCCCGAUCUGGGGAUCUAUACGGAUUGUCCUGGUGGCGGCGAGCUCAUACACCAAGUUCUAUGAAAAGAUAGUGGAUACGCUGGGGAGGAUAGGUGACAUUCUGCCCAGAUUUCGCGACUACGAACGGAUUUACAACAGACAAAAGCAUAAGCGACUGUAUCAAGCAUUGUCGAAUACUUAUCUUGAUAUUGUCACCCUCUGCCACGAAUUCAGGAAGUCGAUCCGCGAGCAAAAUAAUUCGAAAGUUCGGAGAAUAUUGAGACCAUUGGCGUUCGACAAACAAUCUGAUGAAGCAAUUGACAGGUUCCGCCAACACAGGCAGAAUGUUGUGGAGGAGGCAGAGACCUGCCAUUUAAUUGAAGCGGCGGAACAACGCGAGGCCCAGCUGGUGCUUUUUGCUGAGGAGAGGCGCCGAAAACUGCUGGCAAGGCUGUCGAAGGUCAACUGGAAGCACAGACAUCGUAAACUGAAGGAGUCUCGACAUGAAGGAACCGGCGUGUGGUUUACUUCCUGUUCUGAAUACGAGGACUGGCAGGCAACAUCGGAGUCAUCUGUCUUGUGCUGCUAUGGUAUUCCCGGGUGUGGAAAAUCUGUUCUCGUAUCGAGUGUGAUCGAUUCCUUCGAUGCCAACGGCACUUUAGUCUUCUAUUACUGCGACUACGCAGACAAACGGACGCUCGAGCCGAGCAAUGUCUUCGCAACCAUGGCACGGCAAGCACUGGAGAAAGUCGAAAUCCUCCCGGAAACUCUCGCCUCGGAAAUUGAGCAAGCUGACCAUGACGGCGAGAGAUUGACGAAUCCUUCCCAAUCUCUCAUUCUACUGCAGAAGUCCCUCGAGCUUGUUCCAGGCCCGGUAUUUCUGGUUCUUGACGGCCUGGACGAAGCAACAGAAUCCUCUCAGACCCUCAUGUGUAGCAAAUUGAAGCACCUGAUCGAAAAAUACGGAUUUUCUGUCAAGCUGCUCAUUACCGCCCGAGAAGAGCUUGGGCCACUGUUCAUGCUUGAUCCAAGUAUUCCCUUCUCUCGCGUUCCAAUCUCGCCGAACGCUAUAUCUUUGGACAUUGAGAAUUACGUGAGAGCAUCAACUCGACGGCGUAUAUCAGAUGGGUCGUUGGUCAUUAGCGAUUCUGAUCUCGAACAGUUGAUUGUAAGCGAACUUGUGAACGGAGCCAAGGGGAUGUGA